AUGCAAGUCUGUUUUCGAAACAAUCGACCAUCACUCGAAGACACUGGGUACCAUCCAAAGCAACGUAGUCCAUGGCCGGCACCACAACCAUGUAUUCGACAUCAGUGUGUCUUCCUGAUUGAUGACAUCGAACAUGAGAGGCCUGAACACUGCCUUGCUUUGGGUAUUACUCACAGUGAACUUGUUGCCUUUUUCAAUUCAGCCCACAACGUGCUGUGCCCCUGGUAUCGACAUCUUGACCUCCCGGAUUUUGUUAGGCAGGGUAUUGAUGGCACGGCCACGACUGAAGGUGCUGAUAUUGAUGUUUCUGGUUUCGACCGUCUUGUCAUUUAUACGGAUGGAUCGUCGAAACCGAGUGAACGCCGCAAACCACCACUGAAAGUAGCUGAACAAGGAACACCAGAUGCUUGGGCUUUUGCUGUCAUAGGUGAGAAAUAUUCGACCCAUGACCAACCAGGCUCGCUCACGCUUCUGGGUUGGCAAGCCCAAUGUGUCAUCUAUGAAGACAGUUGCAAUGCUUUUGCAGGUUCUGACCAGAUUGGGGCUGAGUUCUCAGAAAGAGAAGCGCUCCUUUUUGCGGGCUUAUGGCGACUAUCCUUGAACAGCAACAUCCCCACAGUAUUCAGAACUGAUUCGACGACCACAGCAGAUCAGGCGUUUGGAAUUUCUGGCUUCAUCAGUCUACACCCCACACAUGAAUUAUUGCGUGGAACUUUCCAAGCUCUCCAGUCCUGUCUCGGCCAGUCAAUGCUUGCGUAUGCGCACGUAAGAGGUCAUACGGGGGACAUCUGGAAUGAACUUGUUGAUUUUCUUGCGAAGACUGAAGCCAAUCGCAGAGAUUCUUUCGCUGACGUGGUUUUUGGUUUCUUGUGGGCCAAAUUGUUGCGACGUUUGGAGUCCACGCUGGUCGCACACGGCAUCCUUGAGCAAGUGCCCGAGGUCACCCUGCCAGAUCCAUAUCAGUGGAAAGAUGGUCCGCCGAUGUCCUUGUUGGGGCCCACUUGGAUGGAUGACCUCAACAUCCUGCUCACGGCUUCCUCCAAUGCCGCACUUGUCACUAAAUGCCAAGUGACGUUGAGCAUUUUGUUGGAUGCAUGUGCGGCUUUCCAAAUGGCCCCCAAUCUCAAAAAAGGGAAGACCGAAGCCAUGUUCACAUUCAGAGGCACACGAUCACGUGAGUUUCGCCGCACUUACUAUAGCAGUACUGUCGGCUUGCCUGUGGUUUGUGAAAAUGCCAUGUUUUCCAUCACUGUUGUCAGCAGAUAUCUUCAUUUGGGGGGAAUUGUGCACCACAGAGAUUGCAACCGGCAAGAGAUCAAGCGCAGAUUGGCCAUCGCCCUGCAAGCCUUUCAACAGCAUAGGAAACUCCUAUACCGAAAUAACAACAUUGAAUGGACCACCAGAUGCCAAUUGUUUCAAUCGCUCAUUCUCAGCAAACUCACUUAUGGCAUGGAGAGCUGGACUUUCCCGAUACAGAGUUGUAGGGAUCAAAUCCACAGUGGCAUUAUGAAGUUGUACAGAAGACUCAUCGGAGUCAGGCAUUCUGCACAUCUUACUGAUGCCGAAGUCCUGGUCCAGACUGCACUGCCUGACCCAACGGAGUUGCUCAGACGAGAAAGGUUGAGGUAUUUUGGCACGCUUCACAAUUGCGGUGCCCAGGCACAUUGGGGAGUCCUGCAAGAAGACCAGGAGUGGGUCGCCUUGAUCAAGGAUGAUCUCACUUGGCUCUGGCACCAACUUCAGGGUUCAACCAACUUGCUUGAUCCAACACAACAUUUUGCACAGUGGCAGGAUAUCAUUGUCCAUCAUGGUAAAUAUUGGAAAAAGCUCGUACGGAAGGGUGCCACACAUGCCAUCAUGCAGCGGAAAAAUGAAUUCCAUGCUAUUGAGCUUCAUGCACGAAUAGGUCAGCUCAUGCAGGAAGAAGCCCUGGUUGACACGCUCCCUGUGCAACAUUUGCAUGCCACGAAUAUCACGUCCUCAACCACAGAACCAAGUGCGUCGCCCAAGAGACAGGUACUGUCCGUUUCGCUGCGCAAUUUCAUCCAGUGCUAUCCGAUCAGUUGGACGCAAUGUCAGAGAACAUUGCAACAAAUGGCAGUACAGAUCAACCCAACAGACGCGGAACCCCUGGCUUUUUCAAGACAGGAUGUCAUCCACUGCUUGAACGCUCUUGCGGAUGCUGAUAGUUGGCCUUUCCUUCACGAGAUUGAUCGUGCACCCAGCACCACCAGUUCUGCAACACUCACUGACUGGGAACAUUGGUUUACCAAGCUUGCCACACAUCCAUUGGAGAGUUGGAAAGAUUUGCAACCGAUGCCCAGAGCCUUGACCAAACAGAAGAUCCUUUUACAUGCUUUUGCAGGCCGCAGAAGACAUGGAGAUGUGGAAUGGUAUCUUGAGCAGUUGCAUAAGCAAUGUGAUGGUUUUGUAAUCAUGACUGUGUCAUUAGAUAUCAUCAUCGAUUCACAAUUUGGUGAUAUCUCCAAGCAGGAGACCAGAUCUUUUUGGUUGCAUUACAUCCGCAUGGGAUACAUUGCUGGCUUUCUUGCGGGACCUCCCUGCAAUACCUGGAGUAAAGCCAGAGCCAUUGCUUUGCCAGAUGGAAAAGGCCCAAGAGUCAUCCGGACUCCGCUUGCGCCAUGGGGUCUGGAGUCAUUGCGUUUUGGUGAGUUGAUGCAGAUCACUUUGGGCACCAUUCUUUUAGGUUUUGCGUUAGAAGCUAUGCUUGCACUUGCCUUGCAUGAGGGAGCUGGUAUUUUGGAACAUCCAAAGGACAGCGAAGACCCGGAUGCCGUAAGCAUAUGGCGGCUGCCGGUUGUCCAGGCCCUUCUGCAAAUACCAGGCAUGCGGCUGGUCAACCUUUCGCAAGGUCUUUACGGCGCCCCAUCACCGAAGCCAACGACUCUUUUGACACUUCGAAUGCCACACCUUGAGCGCUGCUUGCACCAAGGCAUGCUGUCGAAAUGUCUUCCUACGGGAAUUUCUGUCGGCAAAGAUGCAAGCGGAAAUUUCCAUACAGCUCCGCUGAAGGAAUAUCCGCCAGGACUAUGUCGCUCCAUUGCGUCCAGCUUUUACAUUGAUUUUUGUACAUCUGGUCUCAGUGCGGAGCACGCAUACUGGUUCUACUUGGACGAGAUUGUAGAUGAGGCGAAAGGAGAUUAUCCCAAGCUUCAGACCUCGGUCUUCAUCCAACUGCUCUUAGAGACCGACGAUGCAUCCGCUGGAUCUGUGGCGACACCGGUUCUGUCGCGCUCCUUGCCGAGUCAGUCGGACUGGGUGCAGACCUUUGCCGAGUGGAGUGAGCUUCGCUUGGCGCAACGCCGCUGCGGUGCCGUUCUCUUCGAUGAGAGGCUGGAAAGCUUGCUGAUGGUGAUGACACACCGCGGCCUUUGGUGCUUUCCUUCGGGCAAAGUGGAAGGGGACGAAACGGAGGUCCAAUGUGCUGUGCGGGAAGUGCAAGAGGAAUUGGGUCUGGACAUCUCCGAGAUCAUCGAUCCGAGGCAACAACUGAAGAUCAUCCUGAAAGACAAAGAACGGAACAUCCCAGUGACCUUGUUCAUCAUCACCAGUUUGGUGAAGGAGAAGUUGACCCUGAAGCCACGGACGAAGCAGGAGAUCGAAAAAAUCGCCUGGAUCCGUACGGCCAAGCUGCCGGGCUGGUCCCCCGGCGAGGCGACAAAGUUGCGCUUCUUCAAAGUGGAUCAAAUCGUCCCGUUGCUCAAGCGUUGGUUGCAGCGCUACCAGUCUGUGCAGGAGGGCGCUACCGUGGACGCGGCGCUACCGUGGCUGGACGUUCGGCGCGCGCUGCGCUGCUUCGAUGAUGCGGUUGACACCACUUUGCCCCUGUGGCUCCGAUUUCUUCACGAAUCUGCUCUGGUUCCUUUGGCGCUGACGCUGAAUCCACUGCUGAUGGUUGAAGAGGUGAGUUGGGGCGACCACGCGACGGAUGGCGACCUGGGAGCGAUGCCGUCCUGCAAGGACGACGAGAAAUUGUGCUAUCGUCGCUUGCGACUGCUGGGCCAAGGCUCUUUUGGCAAGGCCUUUCUGGCACGCGACCUGUCCAACAACGAGUUGGUGGUCAUGAAGCAGGUGCGUGUGGAGAAAAUGGACGCGAAGGCCCGCGACACGGCGGUCCGUGAAGCCGUGGCACUGCGACGGGUGCGACAUCCCAACGUGGUGCGCUUCAGACAAGUCUUCGUCCGUUCGGGCUGGCUGUGCCUGGUCAUGGACUUCGCGGACGGCGGGGACUUGUGCGCCGCGGUGAAGGAGCGUGCCAAGAGCGGACAGCUCUUCGAGGAGUCGGCCGUGUUGGAGUGUUUCUCCCAGGUGGCCGAUGCGGUGCGUUACGUGCACGCGCAGAAGAUGGUGCAUCGAGACAUCAAAUCGCGCAAUGUUUUUCUUUGUCGCACGGGGCAAGCGCUCCUGGGCGACUUUGGCCUGGUGAGGCUGCUGGAAAGUACCUGCGAACUGGCGCACAGCCGCGUGGGAACGCCUUACUACUUGAGUCCAGAAAUCAUUCGCAAGCAAGCCUACAACUACCCAACGGACGUUUGGAGUUUGGGCGUGUUGCUCUACGAGAUGGCCGCCCUACGGCGGCCCUUCCUGGGAACGCUGGAAACGCUGCCAAAGAUCAUCAUAGCAGGCGAGUACGAAGCGUUGCCCGAGCACUUUUCGCCGGAGCUCAAGAGUUUGGUGGCGCGGAUGUUGGCGGUGGACCCGCAGCAGCGCCUGACUUUGUCGGAGGCGCUGAAGGAAGACGUCCUGGCGGUGCCUCUGCGCCGCUCCCGCGACGCGCUGAAUCUGCCGCCGGCGCCGGACGAAGUGCCGGUUGCGCCGCCACCGGUGCGGAAGGAGAUCCAGGAGAUUCCUGAAUCUGAAUGGAUUGGUUUCAACACAAUGAUUCGUCGCAAGGAGGAUGGUUUGAUCCUCCCUGAAGCGAACGAAGCAAAGGGCAUCGUGGACCUUAGCGCGGCCAAAGCGCCGCCACCGCCGGACGAGCCCCCCGAGUCCUGGAGCAUGGCGCCGGCCACUGGGGAGGACUCCGGCGAGGAGUUAGGCUCCGCCUCAGACGACUCCUGGGGCUCCGUUGUGGACACCGGCAACGACGCCCUGCAGCAGCUGAUGUCGCCGCCGCCGCCGCCAGCGCCACCGUCUUAA
This is a messenger RNA of Cladocopium goreaui, 5160 nucleotides long. Lineage: Eukaryota; Dinophyceae; Suessiales; Symbiodiniaceae. The record is from the annotation of a GenBank genome assembly.